AUGGCUCCUCACGCGACUGGCGGCUCAGAUACUUGCAGUAACACGCCAGAAACAUCAUCGGAAGCCAAUGGAGAUGCAAAGCAAGACGGUUACCGUUCCCUACCAGUGCCAAAUCCAUGCCUCUCACAUUGGCACCGCACAACUCGAGCCUUCGAGCAUCUCAAUACCAACGAGCACGUCCCCGUCCCAGCGACAGCCAAAUACGUCAUCAUCGGUUCUGGACUUUCUGGCUCGUUGACAGCAUGGUCUCUGGUUGUCGACCACGGUGUCGCAGCCAAGAGUCUUGUUCUCCUCGAAGCUAGAGAAGCCGUAUCCGGAGCUUCAGGCAGGAACGCGGGGCAUGUUAGACCUGAUGCUUUUCGCGGGUUUGCAGCAUACGCCCGAAUCCAUGGACCUGAGCAAGCUAGAAAGAUCCUCGAAAAUGAGAAGCUGGUGUUCGAGAAGGUCGAUGCGUUCAUUCGUGAACACAACGUUCCCUGCGAUUUCAAUUCUACUACAACCUUUGACGUCUGCCUGACACCGGAAUUUGUUGCCCACCAAAAGGAAUCCUUCAGCGCUUACCAAAACGCUGGCGGAGAUGUCACUCAUGUGCAGUACUUCGAAGGCGAAGAAGCGAAGAGUCGAACAGGAAUCAAGGACGUGUUAGCUGCCUAUGAGUGGCCUGCAGGCUCGAGCCAUCCGGCUAAGCUUGCGCAAUGGUUAUUGGGGCAACUGAUUGAGAGAGGCGUGAGUCUGUGGACGCACUGUGCUGCGAUGAAAAUUAGUGAGCACGAGGCUCGUGACGUGGACGAUCACGCAAAAUGGGACAUUACAACCCCGCGCGGUACCAUUGCCACGGAAGUGGUAAUACACUGUACGAACGCAUACGCUGCUCAUCUUCUACCGGAGCUGUCAAGCUUUGUAACUCCCAAUCGAGCCCAGGCGCAUUCUAUAAUCCCGGGAUCUGAACUGUCGGGGGCUAGAGCGCAGAAGAGCACCAUGAGUCUGAGGUACAGCCUGAAGCACUUUUUCUCUUUCAUUCAACGUACAGUCGAUGGAACGGUUGUUUUUGGCGUAUCGAGAUUACAUCCAGGAUGGAGCCAAGAGACGAUAAGGUCCAUCGUUAGUUUUGAUGACUCGGGAUACAACACCGAGAUUGCAGACUCGUCCAGCGAAGCAUACAAAGAACUUUUCCAGGGCACCAAGUUCAGAGCAACCCGCCAUGGCGAAGGUGAUGAGUAUCAUUGGACGGGCAUCAUUGCCAUGACCCCCGAUUCUGUGCCGAUCGUUGGUGCGGUCGAGGGUAAAGAAGGGCAAUACAUUCUGGCUGGGCACAACGGACACGGUAUGGCCCGUAUAUGGGCAUGCGCUCCAGGGCUUGCUAAACUUGUUCUCGGGGAGUCGUGGGCUGCAACAGGUCUUCCAGAGUGUUUCCGCUACAGCAAGGCCCGGCUCGAUCGAGCGGCGCAGCAGAAUAUCACAAGCGUGUGGUGA
Molecule: messenger RNA, 1473 nt
Organism: Sphaerulina musiva SO2202
Lineage: Eukaryota; Fungi; Ascomycota; Dothideomycetes; Mycosphaerellales; Mycosphaerellaceae
Product: DAO-domain-containing protein
Exons: 2
Coding region: 1-1473 (490 amino acids)
Cellular component (GO): cytoplasm
Molecular function (GO): oxidoreductase activity
Source: RefSeq, a predicted model, not a curated record